Molecule: messenger RNA, 573 nt
Organism: Lolium perenne
Lineage: Eukaryota; Viridiplantae; Streptophyta; Magnoliopsida; Poales; Poaceae
Source: RefSeq, a predicted model, not a curated record
AUGUCUUCUCCGCCGCCCACCACCACGUCGUCCGCGCCGCCGCCCGUUCCUUCGGCCACCGCCACCACGGCGGGUUCUCCAGCGGCCACCACGACGGCGGGCUCCGCCGCGCCGGCGUCCGUCAUCUACACGCCCGAGCAGCUGAGCGGGGUCGUCAACGACCUCGUCACGGCGGUGCAAGGCAUCCGCCUCUACUUGAUCGGUUCCCGGGGGCCCCCGACGCCGCCGCAGCCGGCCAUCUUCUCCGUGCCGGCACCCGCACCAGGGGUUUCGCCCUUCACGGGCGUACCGUUGCAGCCUCCGCCGGCGCCGGCCCAGCCCUGGCCGCAGUGGCCACCGUCCGCCCCCGCCAGCCCAAGCACCGCAGCAACGGGGGGCGUCCCCAUCCACCAGAUCCGCUUUCCCCCGUCGCCGUCUCCGCUGCCGGCGUGGCUCACCGCGUCGUCGACUCAGCCGGUCUACACCACCGCUGCCGAGCCGCCGAUGCCCUCCCUCCCGGGCACCGCCCCUGGGGGGUAUGCACGCCCCUAUGAGGCGCGCCCCGACGCGCACGGCCCCGGCGGGGUAACCUAG